UUGCUUCCACGGUGAUAAUAACCGAUAACGCUGGCAAAACCAAAAGCUACCUCAACUCAAUUAGCUUCAUCUCAACGCACGUUUAAACCCUCGUUUCUGUUUGUUUCCGCGCGCAGUGCACGGAACCUAGGUUUUCUACCUUCCCAAAAUCGCAGCGAACCUUGAUUCAAUUCCUUUCCUUCACCAAAACCCUAAAAACGAAAAUAACUCACCAUAUUUGAACCUCUUGCAUCUUCUUCAUCUUCCAUCUUCUUCCUCAGUCGCUCGCAUUUUCUUCCAUCCACGACCUAUUUCCUAUGCUUCACACCGUCCGCACUGUGUCUUUAGGACACACUUCCACUUCAUUCUUUCCCUUCAAACCUUCUCACCCUUCUUCUUCAUUCGCAUUCCACAUGGAGCAAACUCCUAUUUUAUCUUUCAAGAUAAAGCAGUCUAACCAACCCCGCAUCACUUGUCAGGCAUCAUCACAAAAACACGAAGCUAAUGCAGUUUCUCCGAGAAAUGAAGAAUCAGCUGUUCAUGGACUAUCAGAAACGAUUGUUGGGGUUUUGGGUGGAGGUCAACUCGGUCGCAUGCUUUGUCAAGCUGCGUCUAAGAUGGCAAUUAAGAUCGUGGUUUUAGAUCCUCAGGAGAAUUGUCCGGCUAGCUCUUUGUCCUAUCAACACAUGGUUGGAAGUUUUGAUGAUAGUGCAACAGUAGAGGAAUUUGCAAAGAGGUGUGGAGUUUUAACUUUUGAAAUUGAACAUGUCAAUGUUGCCACGCUGGAAAAACUUGAGAAACAAGGAGUUGUAUGUCAACCUAAAGCCUCUGCUAUACGAAUUAUUCAGGAUAAGUAUCUACAAAAGGUUCACUUUUCAAAGCAUGGCAUUCCACUUCCUGAAUUUAUGCGGUUAGAUGAUCUUGAAGGUGCUAAGAAAACAGGGGAACUUUUUGGCUAUCCUCUUAUGAUCAAGAGUAGGAGACUAGCUUAUGAUGGACGAGGAAAUGCAGUUGCAAAAAGUGAAGAGGAACUAGCUUCUGCUGUGGAUGCACUUGGAGGAUUUGAUCGUGAUUUAUAUGCUGAAAAAUGGGCACCUUUUGUCAAGGAAUUAGCUGUCAUUGUUGCGAGAGGGAUAGACAAUACAAUUUCAUGCUAUCCUGUUGUUGAAACUAUUCACAGGGACAACAUAUGUCACAUAGUUAAGGCUCCAGCAGAUGUAAAAUGGAAGAUUAGGGAGCGUGCCACCGAAGUUGCUUUCAAUGCUGUCAACUCUUUAGAAGGCGCUGGUGUGUUUGCUGUUGAAUUGUUCUUGACUGGCGACGGACAGAUUUUAUUAAAUGAAGUUGCACCUAGACCUCACAACAGUGGGCAUCACACAAUUGAAUCUUGCUACACCUCACAAUAUGAGCAACAUUUGCGGGCUGUCGUUGGUCUUCCUCUUGGCAAUCCAUCUAUGAAAACUCCAGCUGCGAUCAUGUACAAUAUAUUAGGUGAAGAAGAGGGGGAGCUUGGUUUUCAAUUGGCUCAUCAAUUGAUGACGAGGGCAUUGACCAUCCCUGGUGCUUCUAUUCAUUGGUAUGAUAAGCCAGAAAUGAGAAAACAACGAAAAAUGGGCCACAUAACAGUUGUUGGGCCUUCCCUAAGCAAUCUUGAAGGCAAUCUUGCAACAAUAAUACAAGGGGAAAAAUUAGAUGACAAGACUGCAGUAGCUCCACGCGUGGGGAUUAUAAUGGGCUCUGAUUCAGAUCUGCCUGUUAUGAAAGAAGCUGCUAAAAUCUUGGAAAUGUUUGGGGUGCCUCAUGAGGUAAGAAUAGUUUCAGCACAUCGAACUCCAGAUCUGAUGUUUCAUUAUGCCUCAUCUGCUCAUCAACGAGGCAUUCAAGUUAUAAUUGCUGGUGCUGGUGGUGCAGCACACUUGCCUGGAAUGGUGGCUGCUAUGACCCCCUUGCCUGUAGUUGGUGUUCCUGUACGUGGUUCUACCCUCGACGGAGUUGAUUCACUCUUGUCAAUUGUCCAGAUGCCAAGAGGUGUCCCUGUUGCCACCGUUGCUGUUAAUAAUGCAACAAAUGCUGGGCUGUUGGCAGUGAGGAUAUUGAGUGUUGCAGAUGAAAAUCUAAUGUCAAGGAUGAUCCAAUAUCAAGAGGACCAAAAAGAAAGCGUAUUGAGGAAAGGAGAGAAGUUAGAAAAAAUUGGUUGGGAAUCCUACUUAAACCAUAGUAAUUAGUUGAACAACCCAUUGAUUUUGUGCUUCUUUUUGGUUUAGUCACAUUUUUGGACAAGUACAGAGUUUUUAGACCCGGUGUAUCAGUUAGUAGUUAGCAGGAGAGGAGAAAAUAUAGUCUAGUAGAAUUAGUUUCCAGAGUCUUUGCAUCUAUUUGUUAUUCCACUCAUUGUUGUAAUGUUGCUUUAAAUGUUUUUGUUGGUUAACUGCAGAAUUAAACACACCUAAUUGAGGCUUAAUUCAGGUUA
Messenger RNA from Vicia villosa (hairy vetch), 2449 nucleotides. RefSeq names its product phosphoribosylaminoimidazole carboxylase, chloroplastic. Gene Ontology annotation, biological process: 'de novo' IMP biosynthetic process. Gene Ontology annotation, molecular function: metal ion binding; phosphoribosylaminoimidazole carboxylase activity; ATP binding. The record is from RefSeq and is a predicted model, not a curated record. NCBI's taxonomy places the organism in Eukaryota, Viridiplantae, Streptophyta, Magnoliopsida, Fabales, Fabaceae. Gene Ontology annotation, cellular component: chloroplast. The transcript is spliced from 16 exons. The coding region runs from base 297 to 2204 and encodes 635 amino acids.